AUGGAGAACUCCUCCCGCCCUGAGAGCAAUUCCUCAUGUGCAGACUGCAUCAGGAGAGGGGAUGGGGGUCUGAUUAUGUCCACUCCCUCACUGAGCCCUAGCUUCUACAUCACAGUGCCUGUCAUCUACUCAGUCAUCCGUGCUGUCGGUCUGACAGGCAACACCGCCAUCAUCUAUGUAAUCCUCAAAGCCCCAAAGAUGAAAACAGUCACCAACAUCUUCAUCCUCAACCUGGCCAUUGUUACCUUGGUGCUACCCAUUAACAUUGCUGACUACCUGCUCCUGCAGUGGCCCUUUGGAGAGUUCAUGUGCAAGCUCAUCAUCUCCAUAGACCAGUACACCUUUUCCAGCAUCUGCUUCCUCACCGUCAUGAGCGUUGACCGCUACCUGGUUGUGGUGGCCACCACCAAGUCCAGGAAGAUGUCCUACCGCACCUACCGAGCAGCCAAGAUUGUGAGCCUCUGUGUCUGGUCCUUUGUCACAGUCAUCAUCCUGCCCUUCGCUGUCUUUGCUAAGAUACACAAGGAGCAGGGGCGCUCCCAGUGUGUCUUUGUGUUCCCCCACCCUGAGAGCGUGUGGUGGAAGGGCAGUCAGAUCUACACCCUUAUUUUAGGCUUUGCCAUCCCAUUGUCCACCAUCUGCAUCCUCUACACCACCAUGCUGUGCAGAUUGAGACGCAUGCACCUCCAUUGCAACGCAAAAGCCCUGGUAAGCCAAAAAAAAGUGACGAUGAUGGUGGUUGUCAUCCUGGCCGUGUGCCUGUUCUGCUGGACACCCUAUCACCUUAGCACAGUGGUGGCCCUCACCACAGACAUCCCACAAACUCCACUCAUCGUUGGGAUUUCCUACUUCAUCACUAGCUUGAGUUAUGCCAACAGCUGCUUCAACCCUUUCCUCUACGCCUUUCUGGAUGACAGUUUCCGAGGGAGCUUUUGCAAACAGAUAAACUGCAGAACCACCUCGUAA
Molecule: messenger RNA, 966 nt
Organism: Pterocles gutturalis (yellow-throated sandgrouse)
Lineage: Eukaryota; Metazoa; Chordata; Aves; Pterocliformes; Pteroclidae
Gene: NPBWR1
Product: neuropeptides B/W receptor 1
Biological process (GO): neuropeptide signaling pathway
Cellular component (GO): membrane; neuron projection
Molecular function (GO): neuropeptide binding; neuropeptide receptor activity
Source: RefSeq, a predicted model, not a curated record